Nematostella vectensis (starlet sea anemone) is the source of this 1306-nucleotide messenger RNA. RefSeq names its product beta-1,3-galactosyltransferase 5. The coding region runs from base 68 to 1078 and encodes 336 amino acids. Gene Ontology annotation, molecular function: hexosyltransferase activity. The record is from RefSeq and is a predicted model, not a curated record. Lineage: Eukaryota; Metazoa; Cnidaria; Anthozoa; Actiniaria; Edwardsiidae. Gene Ontology annotation, cellular component: membrane. The transcript has a single exon.
UAAAGUCGAUAUUAUGCAAAACUUGGAAUUAAAAACAGAACGCGAGUUAUGGUGAAAGUUUCAAAUCAUGACUCUGCUUUCAAACUUUUCAAGGAUGACUCGACGAAUAACUAUUAAGCACUUUGCUAUAUUCAUCUUAUUAAUUGGAGUGCUUCUCUAUAUUAGCUACGACUACAUCGAGAUACAAUCCGUUCACAGAGUCUUCAACAAGUUAUUAUUCGCUGAUGCAAACCCGACACCAACACCAGACAAAUGGAAACCUCGAGAGAAAAUUUUACCCAAACUCCGCUUAAAGGCCGGUAGAAUCUUCCUUGUGAUUCUAGUAUCAAGUUUGCCAAAUGCUAUAGAAAGUAGAGAAGCAAUCAGGGAAACUUGGGCGAAAAGUCUGAUAGCUAACGAUACAAAGUUAGAUUCGUGUUUAAUAUUCGUUGUUGGCUCCUCAAAAAGCACCCAUCUCGAUAUCGAGGUGGAAGAAGAAGCUAAGCAAUACGGAGACAUCUUCCGGAGUAAAUAUUUGGACAAGCCACGUCAUGAGAUAGCGAAGAUAUGGAAGUCGUAUUAUUGGGUCGCUAAAUACGAGCCUAAAUACGUUAUAAAGACGAAAGACGAUGUUUACAUCUAUUUGCCCUCGGUAAUGAGGUGGUUGAAGCAACGCGACCCAAAAGAACAACUAUACGCCGGCAAGCUCAUCAACCAUGCUCGCGUGAUCCGAGAUAAAAAAGAUGAAUUUUACGUGAGCUGGAAUGAAUUCUCUGAAACAUUUUAUCCCGAUUACUGCUCCGGAGAGAUCUAUGUUUUCUCUGGAAACAUAUUAGAGAAGUUGAUAAGGCUCUCGUCGUCAAUUGCUAUGUUCGAAGUGGAGGAUGCCUACUUUGGUUUGUUGGUACACAGGGCUGACAUCACGCCAGUGGACUUGAGAAGUCAGGUUUAUCUGGAUCCCUUGGCACCACAUAAGGUCCAAUCAUGGACGAACAGUGGGUUUCAAGAGGCCUUUGCAAUAGGCUUUAAUAUCCCUCCCAAUCUACUUCAGUACAUCACCGAUAGGUAUAAAAAAGUAGAGGAUAUAGUGGUCACCUAAUGUUACACUGAUGAUAAGAUGAACAGACCAAAGGAUUCACGGAAGAAAAUGAACACAAGGUUAAAGCCGCAUUGUCACCAGUUUACUUCGACGGAAACCUCAACCACAGGCUUCCCACCCGCGUCAAUGAAGGAUUUCUAAGGACAGACGAAAAUCACGCAAAUAAACAUUUCUAUGAGUUAUAUCUCCAUGCUCUAUUCAUGAAUAAAUAAACUUAGUUGGGAUGUA